Messenger RNA from Engraulis encrasicolus (European anchovy), 2382 nucleotides. RefSeq names its product calsequestrin 2 (gene casq2). The record is from RefSeq and is a predicted model, not a curated record. Gene Ontology annotation, molecular function: calcium ion binding. The transcript has 11 exons. Lineage: Eukaryota; Metazoa; Chordata; Actinopteri; Clupeiformes; Engraulidae. Gene Ontology annotation, biological process: regulation of cardiac muscle contraction by regulation of the release of sequestered calcium ion. Gene Ontology annotation, cellular component: Z disc; sarcoplasmic reticulum lumen. The coding region runs from base 419 to 1738 and encodes 439 amino acids.
GUCUGGAUCCGGCCCGGGGCACGGCUCUCUCUUUGUCUUCGUCGAAGGAGAGAAGAGAAGAGGAGAGGAGAGGAAGAGAAAGACGGGGCUAAGAAGACUCCAGAGAAGGAGACACAGGAGGGAACGAUUGAGGGAUAUCGAGGCUGCAAGGCCGGAAAGAGAGAGAGGGGGGGACAACAAAAAACUUUUCCUGGGUGGCAGUGACCUUUUUCUACAGUGUGCAUUCGACUGGGAUUGUUCUACGAGAAUAUCUGCACUUUGCCCACGGCCCUACACACUGGUUGUCUGGUUGACAAGUGUGCUUGGUUAUCCCAGUUGCAGGGUGAGGACUCUCACUUUGCUAUCGUUUUACACCCUUUUUUUCGGGGUGAACUGAACUGAACUUUACUGAACUGGCCGGAAGUCUGUCUUGUGAACCAUGAAGCCCUCCUGGUUGUCCCCACUGCCCCUGCUCCUCCUUCUCUUGCCCUGCCUGGCUCUGCUGCCCCUGUGCCUGGGUGAGCAGGGUCUGGAGUUCCCCAGCUACGAUGGCAAGGACCGGGUUCUGGACGUGGACGCUAAGAACUUCAAGAAGGCCCUGAAGGAGCACGACAUGCUGUGCCUGCUGUACCACGCGCCCGAGCCCACCGCCAAGGACAAGCUGAAGCAGUUCCACAUGACCGAACUGGUGCUGGAGCUGGCAGCCCAGGUUCUGGAGCCAAAGAAUAUCGGCUUUGGAAUGGUGGACUCCAAGAAGGACGCCAAGGUUGCUAAGAAACUUGGUCUGGAUGAGGAGGGGAGCGUGUACGUCUUCAAAGAUGACCGUGUGAUCGAGUUUGACGGGAUGCUCUCUGCCAACGUCCUUGUGGAGUUCCUGCUUGACCUGCUAGAGGACCCAGUGGAGAUCAUUGAUAAUGCGUUGGAGCUGAGGGCAUUCGAUCGCAUGGACGACGAGAUCCGACUAAUCGGCUUCUUCAAAAACGCGGACUCUGAACAUUUUGUUGCCUUCAAGGAGGCUGCAGAGCAGUUCCAGCCUUACAUCAGAUUCUUUGCCACCUUUGAGAAAUCAGUGGCCAAAUCGUUGACCUUGAAGAUGAACGAGGUGGACUUCUAUGAGCCCUUCAUGGAGGAGCCGGUGACCAUUCCUGACAAGCCCAACUCUGAGGAGGAGAUUGUGGCUUUCAUCACUGAACACAGGAGACCAACACUGAGAAAACUGCGGGCAGAGGACAUGUUUGAGACAUGGGAGGAUGACAUGGAUGGCAUUCACAUCGUUGCAUUUGCAGAGGAAGAAGACCCUGAUGGCUAUGAGUUCCUGGAGAUCCUGAAGGAGGUUGCCAGAGACAACACGGAGAACAAGGAGCUCAGCAUCGUGUGGAUCGACCCCGACGACUUCCCACUGCUGAUCCCCUACUGGGAGAAGACCUUCAAGGUGGACCUCUUCAGGCCCCAGAUCGGCAUUGUCAACGUUUCCGAUGCGGACAGCAUUUGGAUGGAGAUGGACGAUGAUGAAGAUCUGCCCACUGCCGAAGAGCUGGAGGACUGGAUAGAGGAUGUGCUGUCAGGCAAAGUCAACACUGAGGAUGACGAUGAUGAUGACGACGACGAUGAUGAUGAUGAUGACGAUGAUGAUGACGACGACGAUGACGAUGAUGAUGACGACGACGAUGAUGAUGAUGAUGAUGAUGAUGAUGACGAUGACGACGAUGAUGACGAUGAUGAUGACGACGAUGAUGACGAUGACGAUGAUGAUGAAUAAUUAAGCAGCAAGACCAGUGAUGACAGAUUUACAGUUCAUCUGAACUGAGUAAAACGUUUUGUACAUUGUACAUUUUGUACAUUGCUAAACCUACAGCAGGCAGUUCAGUCAAACACAUUAGUGCCUAAAACUCCACCACAUGAUCAAUUAACAUGUUUGUUAUACGAUCAAUUAACAUGUUGGUUACAUGAUCAAUUAACAUGUUGGUUACAUGAUCAAUUAACAUGUUUAUUACACGAUCAAUUAACAUAUUGGUUACAGCAUUGAGGUGUCAAUGUGUUUGUUACAGCAUUGGGCUGUCAAUGUGUUUGAGUGAAUUCAGUGUCUGGGUUUCUUGAUUAACAGCACAGCAGUCUGCUACAGGUGGAUAGCAGCACUACAUCAGUGUUCUGGUGUAUGGGGCCUAUUACUACAAAGCUGCUCCAGGAGAAAAGCAGGUUAAGUUAAGAGGUAAAUCAUCUAAUAGAAGAGCCUGGACUCUGGGCUCUUCUAUAAGAUGAUUUACCAUCUAUUAGAUGAUUUACCUCUUAAUCUAACCUGGGGUGAAUUUCUCAAAACCAAAGUUGCUAACUACAUUAGCUGCUUUACUGUUUUCAAUGCAUUUUCCCAUUGGCAACUACCGAAGUUGCUAACAGGCUAACAAC